Messenger RNA from Hydractinia symbiolongicarpus, 1731 nucleotides. RefSeq names its product receptor-type tyrosine-protein phosphatase epsilon-like. Gene Ontology annotation, biological process: protein dephosphorylation. The record is from RefSeq and is a predicted model, not a curated record. The coding region runs from base 994 to 1587 and encodes 197 amino acids. Gene Ontology annotation, molecular function: protein tyrosine phosphatase activity. The transcript is spliced from 2 exons. Lineage: Eukaryota; Metazoa; Cnidaria; Hydrozoa; Anthoathecata; Hydractiniidae.
UUAAGAAGAUGCUUGUAAAUUAUCACAUCAACGUGAAAGUUAACUACACCUUUUUCCUUAUGUGCAAGGUUUACAAGAAAGCGGCGAUAAACAGGGCAAGCAAAAAGCUCAACAACUGGAAUAAAUACUAAGGACAAAUGUUUACUUCCUUCGUGAACAUUCUGUGAAAAAAUGCUUCGAAAUAAAGUAAAACUAACGUCAAAAGGAUUUUCACACCAUAGACAUAAGAACGCAAACCCGACUUGAACCCGUCUCUCUUUUUUAUGACUAUGGUCACACAUAUCAAAAAUAGGCCAUUUCUUUUACGUCACAAUAUAUUUAAAUUUCUAUGUGUGACUAUACAAAAAUAUUAUUGUCACACAAAAAUAAUUUUAACGACGUUUACUCUAUAAAAAUAUUGGUGGCACCAAGGAGGUUUAUAAGGAGAUGUGUUUCCUCUCUCUACAAAACUCCUCGGUGGUACUGCACUGUAUAAUACUACAUUUAAAGAUAACAGAUGUAAAAAAAUUACGUCAUAUUGCUUCAACACUUAAGUUGGUGUCAUCUGAUUUCAGAUUCAAGGAACUUACCCCUGUCCCAAGAACGCGGUAACCCCAAAUAAAUUCAAAAUUUUGCACUCUUUUUUACACUGAAAGUUACGAUAAGUUUUACUACUACAUCAUAUGCCCAUUAAAUGUUCAGCCUAGUCAAAGAGGCGGCUGAUACUUUAUGCUUCAGGCCCUACCCCCCUUUUCUACCUAGUGCCACAUUAAGGACUCUUAUAGUCAUUUGUACUUUUAGGUAAAUGAUAUGUUUAUUAAUAAGUUGGACAGAUCCUAACCUAGAUAAAUCUUAACUUCCUCGAAAACAACACCAAGAUUUUUUAGGCCAGAUUAAAUUUUCGAAAAAAAAAUACAUUGUAUAACUUUUUUGAAAUACAUAUCUUGUUUAUUUAGACGACGUAAAACCUUAAAGAACUCUUGCAACAAGCGUGUUUCCUUAACUUCUAUAGAAAUGAAAGGUCACAAUGACUUAAAAUCACAUGAAACUGUUUAUAAAGACGACGAAGCAGGUCUACUAAACGAAUCUUACUAUAAUGUUGCAGCGAAGCCGGCAUUUCCACCUCUUUCUGUUCAAGAGUUUUUGUCAUUUUAUUUGGAACACAAGGAUAAAAUCAGCUCAGACAUUGUAAAGCAAUUUAAAAGUGUUUCAUUGAAACAUUUACAUGAACAUAAAGUUGGAUCAAUGCCUAAAAAUAAAGAAAAAAAUCGUUACUCGAACGUCACAGCGUACGACCAUACUCGCCUUGUCUUGGAGAAAAUUACUGGUAAAGAGACUAGUGAUUACAUUAUUGCAAACUAUAUACAGAACUAUAAUGGACAAGUUGAAUAUAUUGCUGCUCAAGGACCAAAAAAGGGAACAAUUUUUGAUUUCUGGCGAAUGGUGCUUGGUGAAAAACCUGCAGCUAUUGUCAUGCUUACAAAGAUAUCAGAAGAGGGCAAACGAAAGUGUGAGCAGUAUUGGCCAAUAAAUGGAAAAGAGGUUUAUAUUGGCAUUGAAGUGGAAGUGAUUGACGUACAAGUACAUGCUGACUAUGUAAUUCGUUAAAUAAAAGUGUGUUACGAAAAUAAUAAGCAUCAGAUUACGCAUUUUCACUUUACGUCGUGGCCUGACCACGGUUGUCCAGACUACCCCACGUUGCUGCUAAAUUUCUGCUAUCGGGUGAGACAGCUUAUCCCAUAUGAAAGUGGG